AACCUAGAAUCAACAAAGUGUUAAAAUCAAAAAUAGCCCCACCACACGAUAGAUUCCACCCAAGAGACAAAAAUUGCAACCCCCCUCAAAUAAUACUAUCCUCUUUAGUUGACACCAGGGAAGGCUCUUUCUCUCAUUUUCCUUGUAUAUUUCAACUAAGACUGCUUCCCCCUAAAUAUCCAUUAUUUUCUCCUUCACUAUAAAAUUCAUAUAAUCCAAAAAAAAAAAAAAAACAAUAAUUUAUUCAUCAAAUACAACAUCCUUACAAAUUUAACAUGUCACCCACUGCUGAACCUUUUCAAGUUGAAGGGGUUGACCCAACAGAGCACCUACUCAUUAGCAUUGAAGAUGAUAACAAUAUCGUCAAUGAUGAUGAUAAGUUAGAAAAGAAAUUUGAAAUAAAGAAUUUGAGGAAAGUUUCAGAUAAAGGGGUGUGCAUAUUAGAUGGGGUAAACUUGAAGAUAUCAAGGGGUAUGAUCGUAGGGAUCAUUGGCCCUAGUGGUAGUGGCAAAUCGACGUUGCUACGGGCGUUGAACCGGUUGUGGGAGCCGCCGGCUGGGACGGUGUUUUUGGAUGGCCGUGAUAUCUGUGAUCUUGAUGUCCUCUCCGUUCGCCGUCGUGUUGGCAUGCUCUUUCAACUCCCUGCCCUAUUUCAAGGAACAGUUUCAGAGAACAUACGUUAUGGACCAAAAUUGAAGGGAAAAAAGCUAAGUGAUCAAGAAGUGCAAAGAUUGCUAAAUGCUGCUGAUCUUGACGCCUCUUUUAUGAACACGAAUGGGAACGAACUAUCUGUUGGACAACAACAACGAGUUGCACUCGCAAGGACCCUUGCAAAUGAACCCGAGGUUUUGUUGCUAGACGAACCUACAAGUGCCUUAGAUCCAAUAUCGACUCAAAACAUCGAGGAAGCACUCGUGAAGUUAAAGACAACCCAAGGGAUGACAGUGAUCAUGGUAUCCCAUAGCAUAAGGCAAGUGCAAAGAAUAGCUGAUAUAGCUUGCCUUUUGGUAGAUGGUUCUGUUGUUGAAGUUUUGCCGCCUAAUCAACUUUCCGAUGCUAAGCAUCCAAUGGCUAAAAGAUUUCUUGAGCUUAGUUCUUAAUAACCAAAUUAAGAAAUCCUUGCAAUUAAGGAGAGAAGUUCUUCAAAUAUGAAGAAGAUUAUUACUUAAUAGAAGAAGAAACUUCCUUGAUUUCGAUAUAAAAGACUGAUGUAAUUGUAUAAUGGCACCUAAUAACAAGUUAGUGUAUUUUGGAUAAUGUGCUUUGCAAUGUGAUACAGAGUACAGAAUGCAUCGGAUAUGUUCUCUUUUAAGAUUUAA
Messenger RNA from Chenopodium quinoa (quinoa), 1319 nucleotides. RefSeq names its product ABC transporter I family member 17-like. Gene Ontology annotation, biological process: phosphate ion transmembrane transport. NCBI's taxonomy places the organism in Eukaryota, Viridiplantae, Streptophyta, Magnoliopsida, Caryophyllales, Amaranthaceae. Gene Ontology annotation, molecular function: ATP hydrolysis activity; phosphate transmembrane transporter activity; ATP binding. Bases 276 to 1100 code for a protein of 274 amino acids. The transcript is spliced from 4 exons. Gene Ontology annotation, cellular component: membrane. The record is from RefSeq and is a predicted model, not a curated record.